Messenger RNA from Drosophila ficusphila, 798 nucleotides. Its product is annotated as protein Turandot X. The transcript has a single exon. Gene Ontology annotation, biological process: immune system process. NCBI's taxonomy places the organism in Eukaryota, Metazoa, Arthropoda, Insecta, Diptera, Drosophilidae. The record is from RefSeq and is a predicted model, not a curated record. The coding region runs from base 5 to 457 and encodes 150 amino acids.
AACCAUGAGGUUCUACUUUAUUAGUAUUUUGACUUUAUUCAUUGGAUACUUUUGCUCAGCAAGUGCUGACAUUAACGAUCCAAAUUAUGACGCCGAUAGGAAUUCAAUUCUGGACAUCUUUCAUAAUCCAGCUGUGAACAACUCUACCAAGGAAAGAAACAUUCCGGAGUUAAUAAACUUUUAUCGUCGCUAUCCAAACGCAGUUCAUUUAACCGAUGUCGAAAAGCAACAAUUUGAGGGGUUCAUUAGGGAAUACCAAGGAUCUCGGAACGUUUUGAUUGAUGGAGUACCAGCGCAGGGUGGAUCUAUUGGAUACGCAUUUGGACAUUUCUUAGGAAAGCUCGGUACUGGAUAUUUCAGGUCUCUGUUUAACAAAAAAAAGGAGGAUGAAUCUAAACGUGCAUCUACUUCAACCGUAAAACCACCAAGAGUUCUAAUUAUAAAUUUAAAGAAAUAAUAAUGACAAUCUUAUGAAAAUAAUAAACCUUGAAGGAAUAAUACAUUUUUUAUGAUUUCUCCAACUAUAAAUUGUAGAUAAACAAAAAAAUUGAAAAAACCCAAGAGGCUUUAAAAAAAUUAAUAAUUCAGAUUAGAGUAAAUGACACAAUCUUUUUUUUAAGUAAUGCAGUGAAUAUUUCUUUUCAAAUUGUCAUUUUGGUUGAGUUUUAACUAAGAGUUGGUAUUAUAUUUUCAAGAGCCUUAACAGUAACGUAACAUUUGUGCAAGCUUUUAAAUCCAGAAAAAAUAUAUAUUCCCUUGCCCAAAGGGAGAAAUACCAUACAAUGUAUGGACAUCAGA